Colletotrichum higginsianum IMI 349063 is the source of this 567-nucleotide messenger RNA. RefSeq lists its product as uncharacterized. The transcript has a single exon. Bases 1 to 567 code for a protein of 188 amino acids. Lineage: Eukaryota; Fungi; Ascomycota; Sordariomycetes; Glomerellales; Glomerellaceae. The record is from RefSeq and is a predicted model, not a curated record.
AUGUUCUUACAGAGAAAGAGCUCUGAUAAGCCUGAGAGUGGGAGAAAGAGGGACUCGAGGACGGGAGGUAGUGAGAGGGAGUCGAGGGCCUCGGGUAGCGAGAGCAGCCGCAGGCUAAGGCGCAAGCAGGAGAUGCUGACGACCUACGAGAACAUCAUCACUGCUUUGGAACAACCUGUGUUUAAGCAUAUAGACGGCUCUUCUAUGAGGGCCUUCCUGACCAGCUUGUACUACCAUAGUGCAGGCGACAGAACUAAGCCUAUAACUCUUCCCAGGACUAUAGGUCUGAGCAAGGGUGCAGGAAUGACUCUCUACCCUGAGGGGAUGGUUAUCAGCCGCGAGGCAAUGCAGUCGGGUGACAGGCAACUCGUUGAGGCCUACGGGAAGCUUAAGAUACGCGACGAGGAUGACGCCUCUACCGUUCUCUCCCUUGGGUUCGCUGCAGACAGCGGAUCUGUCUUCAACUAUGUCGAGCUUCUAGAUGCGGAGGAAGAAGACAAGGCAUCGUAUAGGGCUAGUAUCCCUCCUCCGAGAGCAAAUACCGUCUACGCUGACAUGCCCUCCUAG